UGUAAGUCAGGACUGCCCUGUCAGAGCACAAGGCAGGCCAGAGGGAAGUGGUAAAGGGACGGAGGAGAAGGCUCCUUUCCAUCACCGAGAGGAUGGGAAACUCUCUGCUGAGGGAGAACAGGUGGCAGCGAGACACUCAAGAGAUGCCUUGGAAUCUGAGACUUCAAAACACCAAGCAGAGAACAUCCAGGUGCUGGGAUUGCCAUACCGCUGAAGGGUGUUUCUGCCUUCCAUGGAAAAAACCACACAUUUUCAAAGAGAGACAAGAUUCCCAAAAGGAAAACGAAGGAACACCAGCUGCUCCCAUCCAGCAGGGCACCUCUGACCAGACCUACGCAGAGGAGCUGUACUACACCCUCAUCGAUCACGGGGUCCUUCAGGGAAGGCCAUCCGGGAACUCCGCUGAGAAGUACUAUGAGAACAUUCCUGGCGAGGCUGAGGGGCCCAGAGAGUACUCGAGAGGAACUAAGACUGAGUAUUCACUUCUGCAUGUGCCUUCCACCCCGAGGCACCCACCUUGCGCAGAAGAUGUAUAUGAACUUCUCGUGCCUCCCAGAGUCUCCUCUCACUUUCUGCAACAGCCACGGCUGCUUACAGCCCCUCCUGAGACUAAGUUUUCCCAUAUAUAAAGCAGCAGUUAGAAGAGCACUUGUUUAGCAUCAGCAAAUAAAAAUUGGGGGUGAGGGGGUGCAAAGAUCUCCCAGCUCACCUCCCACAACAAGCCUUUCCCCACAGAACAUGGUUUGCAAACCACAGGGCCUCUUAGAUUCUGUGUAGAAGCCAACAUCCAAAGACCAACCAGUUAUCCUGAAUGCCAUUAUUUGAGAAAAGAUUGACCGUCUUUGGUUCUAAGUGGCUUGGGGUGGGAGGUGGGAGGGGCUCCCUGGUUCUCCUACAGCUGUGCACACCACAGAGGGUUCCGUUCUUCUCUAGUGAUCUUCUUAUAAAGUGUCCCCAUCACAUUUUUCUCUGAAGUCAGAAGGAAGCUUUACUCAUGAUACCACUAUACCAUUAUACUACCCAGGGGGGAGUCCACUCAUUACAGCAACCUUCCUGCUCAGCCACACCCCCAAGGGGAGCCAGUGGUGCUGCUCUCACUCCAUGCGUCUGGGCCACGUGCUCCACAUAGUGUCCUCCGUGGCUUCCUUGGGUAUGUGAGGUUGAAUCAGGAGGUUCCCGGCCAGAUUUUUAUAUAAUUUUAACUUAUAUGAUUUUGUUUUUAAUUUCAUAUUUCUUCCUCAAAAUCUUAAUAAGACAAUCAUAGCAUCAGAGAUUGUUAGAGUAGAAAGAUACUGAGAGAUUCUUCAAUCCCACUAUCCUUUUUUGGCUCAGAGAGGAUAGUUUGUCCAAUGAUACAUUAAAGCUAGUGGCAAAACUUUAUUGAGAGCCUGAUUUUCUUCUGCCUUCCAAUUCAGUGCUCCUCCAAUAUACUACAUAGAAGACCCUCUAUAGUAAAUGUACAUAUUUAAUAAUGUAACAUAUAAAAAAUAUGAAUAAAAUGUUCACAUGGGAAAAAUAACACACACACACACACUUUCUCUAAUGAACACUCUACUAUAUACCUUGGUUAUUUACUUUUCCUCACCUUUUCUUUGGUGUUCCUAGAAUUAUAUCUAUCCUCUAAAUGAGGGGUCAGCAAAUUAUGGCUCCCAGGCCAAAUCUGGCCCACCACCUGUUUUUGUAAAUAAAGUUAUUUUGGAACACAGCCAUACUUAUUUGUUUACAUACUAUCUAUGGUUGCCCAACCAUGGGAGAGUUGAGUAGUUGUGACAUAAACAAUAGGCCCUACAAAGCCAAAAAUAUUUACACAUUGGCCCUUUCUGGAAAAAAAUUUGCAGCCCUCUGCCCUAAAUGAUCAUAGUUUGGGACAAACUCAACAGAAAUGUGUUUGGUUAUUGAGGCAUAAGAGCACGUACCGAUAAAACAGUGUAAAAAUAUUAAACCACGAAUCGGAUGAGUGAGACUAAGACGGUUUAGCAAAUUCAUCUAUUUCUACUUACACACCUGUGUUCUCGACUUUCUGUUUGACUUAAGCAUUAAACUUAAUGUACUAAGUUUAAGGAUGUUAAAAUAAUAAGAGUUUUGUUGAAACAAGCAGUAGAUGCAUUGUGUUUACUGUUUUGUUUUCAAAGUUAACCAAAGCUAAAUAACUUUGCCAUUUAAAAUGUGCUAAGUGCCAAAUAGAGAUAAAUCCAGUUGCUUGAGUGUGAAUAUGUCACCGGUUUGCUGAGACUACAGCCAGUCAGUGGUCUUCAGUUAGAGAGCCAAUCACAUCUUGGUAUCUUGUACUCUGCUUUCUACUUUUAGCAAAAAUUUUUCCCCAUGGAACCCUAACUUAGAUCCGUGGCCAGGAUUCACUCAGGUUCAAAAGAAGCAGUGAAAUACUGUACGAGAUGUAACGGGGCGUAGGGGAAAGAGUGUGGACCCCAGAGACAGAUAAUCAGUCAUUCAAAUUCUGGUUCUAUCUCUUCCUCCCUCUGUAACUUUGCACCUGUUACUUGGAGGCUCAGCUUUUUCACCCCAUUAAGAGAAGGAUUACAUCGAAGGUACGCAAAUCAUCUAUCACAGACUCUGAAUAAAUGACACCAAAGAGGAAAGAGAAACAAACAUCUUUUAUGGUGUAUGGAGAAAAACACGCUGAUGCAUCUGGUGAUCCCGGGUCACCCAGCAGUCCUCUAGUGAGGCAGAAACACCCAAUCCAUGGGUUUAUGCUGGGAUUUUUCACGUGGAUAUUGGACCAUUGUGGAAGUUGGUUGGUUGAAAUAUUCCUAUUACAGUAAGUUAUAUUUGUUUGAACCUUAUCCUGUCAAAGCAUUACCUGUCCCAAGCAGUAUAUACCUUUUAUCAGGAACAUAUUAAGCAUAAAUACUUAACCAAAGAAAGUUGUUCUUAUAAUAAAGGGAUUACAAAAUUGAAUUAUUUUUGAGCAGAGCCAUUUGGGAGUGCUUCAAAAUACUCACUAUAAUGUAUAUAUAGAUUUGUCAAUCAAAAAUAUUAUUGAGGCCGGGCGAGGUGGCUCAUGCCUAUAAU
Messenger RNA from Microcebus murinus (gray mouse lemur), 3030 nucleotides. It is a transcript of the gene GCSAM, whose product is annotated as germinal center associated signaling and motility. The record is from RefSeq and is a predicted model, not a curated record. Gene Ontology annotation, biological process: negative regulation of lymphocyte migration; regulation of B cell receptor signaling pathway. NCBI's taxonomy places the organism in Eukaryota, Metazoa, Chordata, Mammalia, Primates, Cheirogaleidae.